Molecule: messenger RNA, 2883 nt
Organism: Verruconis gallopava
Lineage: Eukaryota; Fungi; Ascomycota; Dothideomycetes; Venturiales; Sympoventuriaceae
Exons: 2
Coding region: 242-2323 (693 amino acids)
Biological process (GO): regulation of DNA-templated transcription
Molecular function (GO): DNA-binding transcription factor activity, RNA polymerase II-specific; zinc ion binding
Source: RefSeq, a predicted model, not a curated record
CUCCUCCUCUCCUCCUCGCAGCUUUGCUCUUCUCGCCUCUUCGCUCGCCUUCAAUCUGUCGCUCUGCCCUCGUUGGCUUCGACGUGGCUCGAUCCCUUCCCUCCUCGCCUCCCCCCAUCUUCGCCCUGCGCCUGCGCUCCUUGUUCUUUUCCUCCCCUUGGUUUGCGCGCAUUCCUGUGUCGCUCCCGCUCCCGUCGAGCCUUUGAUCGCCGCAUCUCCUCUCCGCCCGCCGCCCAGGACCAUGAACGCUGCUGCGCCAGCGCACGGCGACACGUCUGCUUCGGCCGCUGUCGUCGUCGUUGGUGCCGCGUCCGCUCCUGCAGAUGCUUCCGCCGUGCCUGCCGGAAGCGCGCCUGUCUCUGCUCCCGACGAUUCUGUGGCAGGCGCCACCGCAGCUCAGCACGCCGCCCACGAAUUGAAGCGCAAGCGCACCCCGUCCGAUCCUCCGCCUGCUGCCCAGAAGACGCCGAAGACGACGAACACGCACCUGGCCAUCAACUAUCUCGCGCGUGCCUACGAGGAUGACCUGCCGCUCAUCUCCACCGAGGACUCGCUGCCCUCCAUCCUGCACAUCCUGAGCGAGUACCAGGGCGUGCUGGAGCGCCACGAGUCCAUGGCGUGCAAUCUCGGCGCCCGCCCGCUGGGGCCCAUCCUCAUCAAGCGCUUCGAAAGGCUGUUCGAUGGUCCGCCCAAGAUCCUCAAGAACCACGGCAAGGACGGCAAUACCGUCACCUGGCUGGAUGUCGUCGAGUUCGCCAGGACGAAGCCCGAGCAGUUUGUGCUCGGCCAGAUGAGCGAGGGCAUGCGCGUCUGCCAGAUCCACACCAAGCAGUGCCGCGUCCAGAUCAGCGAGGAAGACUUCAUGCUCAUUAGCAGCGGCAUGCCGCAGAAGCUGAUCCCGCCACAGCCCAUUGUUGAGGACGAAGAGAAGGAGCUGGGCACCCUCGAGAUCCUCGACAAGAACCUCACCAGCAUAAGCCACUUGGCCGACCAAGUCGCUGCACGUACACGACAGCUGAAGCAUCGCAUCAACGGGCGACGACAGGCUAUCCUCGAGCGCAGAGCAAACGAGCCAGGACCCGUGAUACGAGGCACCAGCCCUUCGGUGCUCAAUGGCAGCGGUGUCCCUAUCCCGGCCCAGUCUCCGUACAGCGAUUCCAAUGGCCGGCCUGCAGAGUACAGCAAGACUGGCGCAUCCGCAGCCACGCGCUCAGAACUGCUCAGCAAGUUCUUCACCCAGGCAGAGAAAGAGCGCAGAGACGCCGAGCGUUACGGCUCUCUGAAUGGAGAUCCACGCCGCUUCUCCGCAGCGGGAGCUGGCGCGUCACACUCGCACCGGGCGAGCACCGCCUCCGUCCAUCAGCAGUCCUCAUCUUCGUCGGGUCAAUACCGCGACAUUCAUCCGCGCGAGUCGCAUUACAACGGCUACGGCGGGAGUGGUGCCGCAGCCACUCCCGAUCGAGGCUUCAACGCUCACGUGUCCAAGUUCAAACAACAGCCGUCCCCACACACGUACGGCGACAACAUUUCUGUCCACGCUUUCUCCGUGCCUCAAUCUUCAGCUACCGCAGGCGUGAUCAAGGAAGUGAAGAAUGAGAACGACGGCCCGUACCGUGCUGAGAUGGUGUCGCGCAUGGAGGCCUUGAAGAAAGGUGAUCGUGUGCUGCCGCCUUGCGACCGGUGCAGGAGGUUGCACAUGGACUGCAUCAAGAAUCUGACCGCCUGCGCGGGCUGUACGAAGAAGCACGCAAAAUGCUCAUGGCGCGACGUGCGCGAAAGCGAGCUGUGGGGCCCGGAGAAGGGAAAAGUUCCCAUUCCACCAACGGCUGGCAUGGACAUAGAACCUCGUGACCGUGAGCCUAGCGUCGGCCUUCGGCCCACUGAUCACGCUUCUGUUCAGCUUUUGCAGGCUCUCGGCGGGGGUUCUGGUGGCGAGCAGCACCAACACAACGGUGGCGCUUCGCUUGCAUUCGACAGAGACCCGCGAGCACUGGCCUUGGAGGGCCUGACGGCUGCCGAGCAUCACGCUGCAAACGGAAACCACGAUCCGAACCUGCAACCUUAUCACCACAACGGUAACAAUCAACAUAGCCCUCCUCCUUUUCCUCAGACCUCUGGGCAGCCACUGCAGCAACAACAGCAGCCGGCGACGACGACCCCGCAAAGCACCGGUUUCCCACCCUCGAGACCAACAAGUAAUUCGGGUCCUCCAGCAGCACAGCCGUAUCCGCCACAUGGAUCGUCGGUACAGCAUUACGGACCGUACGAUGCGUCGCUGCCUUCAAGGGAAGAGGUCGAAAGAGAGCGGACCCUUGGCUCUUGAAGCCGAUUUGUAUCAUAUCUUUGUCCUUUUGAUCUUCUUGUUCCAGGAGCGAAGUCGUCGCCGUGAGAGGAACUUGCUUGUAUUGCGCUGGCCUCUUCUUCUCAGGCUCUCAAUUCCACCCUUGGAUUUUGAAUUUUAACCAGACUCGUUUGCCCUUUCCCUUUUGCCCGUCUGGUCAUGAUCAGCCACAUUUGGUAUUUCUUUUUCUCGUUUUUUUUUCUCCUUCUUUUCUCUGGCUUUGUCAUUCGUACGAAUUCUAGCGAGGCGUUCAUUGAUAACGGGAUGGACACGCAGGCGACGGGUUUCACAAAAAAAAGGGAGGGAAAUGUUCAGAUCCAGAUAUAUUAUGACCUCAACAGCACAGGCAAGAUACCAGUCCCGCCCUCUUUCGACUAAAGGUGGCAGCUAUCAAUCAUGUGUGAAGCAGUACAAAUCACACAAAUGGGGGGAGAGAAAAAACGAGAUGUCUCGGUAGUGGCUGCUCGUUCAAUUCCUACUUUAGCUAUAACGAAUUGAAAAUCCAACGCUAGCCUCCGCAGAGCACUCCCUUUUUUGCAGAU